Molecule: messenger RNA, 3566 nt
Organism: Entelurus aequoreus (snake pipefish)
Lineage: Eukaryota; Metazoa; Chordata; Actinopteri; Syngnathiformes; Syngnathidae
Gene: sfmbt2
Product: Scm like with four mbt domains 2
Exons: 23
Coding region: 444-3044 (866 amino acids)
Biological process (GO): regulation of DNA-templated transcription
Cellular component (GO): nucleus
Molecular function (GO): histone binding; transcription corepressor activity
Source: RefSeq, a predicted model, not a curated record
CGUUCCACACCACAUUCCAGCAUCCCUGCGCUCACCGUACUCUCCAAAGGUGAGCAGCGUCCACUGCUUGUGCUCCACCACUUUGGACACCACUUUAACCGCCAGCCAGAUGACCAGCAUCCCCACUGUGGCGUCCAGCAGGAAGUUCAUCAGGUCAGGGACGCCUAAAUGGUAGAAGAAUUGCGCAUGCGCGGACGUCAGAUGCCAUAUUGGAGCGGUGGCAGCGGCAGCUGAAAGACGUGCCCGGCGGGGGUCCUCAAGACGGAAGUGUCCUGUCACUGUCAGGCGCGGGAGCAACUUGUCCGUCCAGCAUCCAAGGCUGUUCGUUGCAAGUUUGGAAGAAGACAACAUCAAGUUACCAAGAGCAAACACCUCCUGGGUGUCUCCCAGGAGGCGCAGAUGAGGUCAAAGGUUGCCUGGUGAUCAGCGAGCAGAGCGCCAGGAUGCUGACCAAUGGCAAAGAGGAGGAAGUGAACACAGACCCCGAGUCCAUGGAGGAGGCGGAGUUUAACUGGCAGGAGUACAUGGAGGAGACGGGGGCUACGGCUGCCCCCCACGCCGCCUUCAAACAUGUGGAGGUGAGCCUGCAGAGCAGCUUCCAGGUGGGCAUGAAGUUGGAAGUGGCCAACAAGAGCAGCCCAGACACGUACUGGGUGGCCACCAUCAUCACCACCUGCGGUCAGCUGCUGCUGCUGCGCUUCAGCGGCUACGGCGACGACCGCAAGGCCGACUUCUGGUGCGACGUCAUGACGGCCGAGCUGCACCCGGUGGGCUGGUGCGCUCAAAACGACAAAAGCCUCCUGCCGCCUGAAGAUAAGCUAAGAAAAGCCAUCAAGGAGAAGCACAGCAACUGGACUCAGUUUCUGGUUGAGGAUUUGAGCGGCUCCAGGACGGCUCCGGCCAACCUGCUGGAAGGGCCCCUGCGUGGUAAGAACACCGUGGACUUGAUCGUCCAAGGCUCCCUUCUGGAGCUCCGUGAUGUCGCGGACCCGUUCCUCUGCUGGCCUGCGCGCGUCAUUCACAAUGUGGGCGGCAGGCUGCGUCUUCGUUACGCCGGGCUCUCAGACGACCACCAGGACACGUGGCUCUUUUACCUGGAUGUUAGGCUCCGCCCCUUCGGCUGGGCACGGCAGAACCAGCUCUCCUUGGAACCGCCCACAGAGUUCCAGUUCCUGAAGAGCGCCCCCGACUGGCAGCGGGCUUUAGAGGAAGCCCAGCGAGACGGACAGACGCGUUCCCUGCCCCUCGAGGUGUUCAAGGACCACGUGGAUCUGCCCAAGCACGCCUUCAAACUGGGAAUGAAGCUGGAGAUGGUUCCUCCCUGGGACCACCGCCACAUCUGCCCUGUGUCCGUCACCAAGGUCUACAGCCAGCAGCACUUCCAGGUCACGCUGGAUGACCUCACUGCGGGCGCCAAGCCGCGGUCGGUGUUGUGUCACGCUGACUCGCCGGGCAUCGUGCCCAUCCAGUGGUGCAUGAAGAACGGCGUGAGCUUGGAGAGGCCGCGGGGCUACGAGGGUCAGGACUUCGACUGGGCCGACUACCUCAAGCAGAGCGGGACUGAAGCGGCCCCCGACGCCUGCUUCCUCGAUACCUGGCAGAAGCGGGUCUUCGCCAACGACAUGUGGCUGGAGACGGCGAACCCUGAGAGGCCGGCUGAGAUCUGCGUGGCCCAGAUCACACAAGUCCGAGGACGCCUGCUGUGGCUCCGACUUGAAGGUGUGGCCAAGCAGUUCUCAGAGACCAUCGUGGACGUUCAGUCUAUGGACAUCUUCCCUGUGGGCUGGUGUGAGGCUAAUGCUUACCCUUUGACCCCUCCUCUCAAACCUGUUUGUGGGAAGCAGAGGAAGAUUGCGGUGGUUCAGCCAGAGAAACAAUUGGCACCGUCUCACCGAAUUCAGACUCCUCCUGUCAAUCACUGCCAGUCUAAUCCUAGCGAUGCAGCUAAUGGUCGCUACUGCUGCUCCAAAGUCUUUGUCAACCACCGCUGCUUCUCAGGACCGUACCUCAACAAGGGCCGCAUCACCGAGCUGCCCCAGGCGGUCGGACCCGGGAAAUGCACGCUAGUCCUCAAAGAGCUCCUCACCAUGCUGAUCAACGCCGCCUACAAGCCCGGCCGCGUCCUCAAGGAACUGCAGGAUCUGCAGGAGCCCGGCUUGGACUGCCAGCAGGAGACCUUGAAAGCCAAAUACAAAGGGAAAACGUACCGCGCCAGCAUCACAAUCGUCCGCCUGGCUGAGCUCGUCCCGGACUUCUGCCGCAAAGUCUGCAUGAAGCUGCAGUGCUGCCCAAACCUCAUCAGCCCCGUCCUGGUCCUGGAAAAGUGCCCGGAGAGCUGCUUCGUCCAGACCAAAACCAAAUACACUUGUUACUACAGGAAGAAGAGGAAGCUGUCCAAGCUGCUGGGAGACGAGGACACGGCGGCGGGAGAGGGCGUUAAACCCAAACGGCGCCGGAAGAAGAGGAAGAGCAUCUUCGUGCAGAAGAAGAGGCGCUCGUCGGCGGUGGACUUCACUCCUGCUGACUCGCCUCAGGAAAGCGAUGAGGACGACGAGGCGUCGCGGUCGGGGAGCGAGGCCACCAGCUCGGAACCGCGGGACGACCUGACGGACGCCUCCUCUGUGGAGGCGCCCGGCAGCCGCCCGCGCCCGUCCUCGGCGCUGCGCCAGACCGAGCAGCCAGCUGUGGACGACGAUGUCGCCAGCGGCCGGGAGGCGACGGAGGGACGCCGCAGGUCAGCUCGUCGCCUCCUCAGCAAGUAUCAGCCAAUCAAAGGAGAAGACGUGCAGGAGGAGGAGCAGCUGCUUCUGGACAAAAACCCUCUAGAGUGGAGCGUCCAGGAAGUGGUCCUCUUCAUCAGUUCUACGGACUGUGCCUCGCUCGCUAGCAUCUUUCAGGAGCAGGACAUCGAUGGUCAGGCCAUGUUGCUGCUGACUCUCCCCACGGUGCAGGAGUGCAUGGAGCUGAAGCUGGGCCCCGCCAUCAAGCUGUGCCACCACAUCGAGCGAGUCAAGCUGGCCUUCUACAGACAGUACGCCAACUGAUACGCCCCCCUGGUGGAAACGCCGUCCCUUCUCAGGAAGUUGCCAGAUGUUUUCCCAAGCUGCAACAGAAUGAAGAACAAAAGCAUUUUCUCCGAGUGACUGUCAGCGUGAUGCUACCACUGUCAGCGUGAUGCUACCACUGUCAGCGUGAUGCUACCACUGUCAGCGUGAUGCUACCACUGUCAGCGUGAUGCUACCACUGUCAGCGUGAUGCUACCACUGUCAGCGUGAUGCUACCACUGUCAGCGUGAUGCUACCACGCCCUCAGUAGCAACAAUUGAGUACACCUUUAUGUUUCAGUUUGCCAUGACGUGACAGAGGAGCACUCAUUUAAACACACAAUGGCCUCAUCAUUAAUAUAUUUCAAGUAUUUAUUUACAAGCUCACUUGUUGACAAAUUUGACUUUUAUCUCUUUUUAAUAAUUUAUUUUACAGCGGGCCAGCGUGUGCACGCUCCUCUUGCUCUUCAACACCUGCUGUUUGUGUCUUCAUCAUCUAUGCAAUGUCAAUGUUUUUGAUAAG